Molecule: messenger RNA, 1068 nt
Organism: Pyricularia oryzae 70-15
Lineage: Eukaryota; Fungi; Ascomycota; Sordariomycetes; Magnaporthales; Pyriculariaceae
Product: WD repeat-containing protein
Exons: 5
Coding region: 1-1068 (355 amino acids)
Biological process (GO): mRNA export from nucleus
Cellular component (GO): THO complex part of transcription export complex
Molecular function (GO): protein binding
Source: RefSeq, a predicted model, not a curated record
AUGGUUGUGUACCAAAGAAACACGUCGUCACCUCCCGAGUCCCAAGUCAUUGCUGCUCAGUCAAUCAAACGCACCCGGGCCAGCUUGAUCGCCGCUCCGCCUCCAUUUGACAAGCUGCGGAGUACUACCAAGAAAUGUGCCCCACUUGUCUACCCCUGUCGUAGGGACUGGACAGCUGCAUCGCAUUUGGAGUCAAGCCAAUUCCCCAACCACAUGCAAGGGCCUCCACUGCCAGCAAUAAUUCGGGUUAUGGCAGCAAAGAAACCUAGGAAGUUCAAGCAGCAAGCAAUGGCACCAAAAGGGCUCCUGAAGCCCCGACAGAGGCUAUCUAAAGACCGAUUCCCAGAGUAUUUCGAAAAACUUACUGCUCAAACAUAUGAUCACGCAUCGAGGGGAAGCAAUAUCGGAACGUCAGUAAUCUUUGAACAGCUACUUUCACAAAGCACUAAACUCAAAGGGCACCAGGGUGGCAUUGAAAAGAUAGCCUUCAACCCAGUCAAAGAUGCAGAACUCUGCAGCGUCAGUAACGACGGCGUGGUCAAGUUCUGGGAUGUCAGGACAAAAACCUGCAUCAACGAGGUCAAGGGGCUAGGCGCGGCCAUCACUGUCGUCUGGGCACCCGAUGGCGAGUCCUUGAUCGUUGGGAACUCGGCGGAUAAUCUCUACGUCCUAUCACCAAGGGAGCCCACCCCGCGGGCAUCGUUCCAGCAGCCUUUGCAGACCAACCAGAUCUCCUUCUGCUGGAGCGGCCAGAGGAUAUUCGCUGCCACCGGAGACGGCAGGACUAGGAUACUGUCGUUCCCGGACUUUGAGCCCGCCUACAGGGUUAAUCACCCCGUCUCGGAAGGCGAAACGUCCGAGUUCAGGCUUGCAGGCCACACCUCUGCAUGCCUUACUGCAGAGCUCAGUCCAACCGGGAGAAUCCUGGCUACGGGAGGAUCAGAUUCUAUGAUUGCAUUAUGGGAUACGUCUGACUGGAUCUGUCACAAAACCGUUGGCAAGAUGACUGGUCCAGAGUCGGAAUUGAGGUUACUCACGCAGAAUCUGGCGAACAUGUUCACACCAUAA